Messenger RNA from Pelobates fuscus (common spadefoot toad), 5483 nucleotides. It is a transcript of the gene AUTS2, whose product is annotated as activator of transcription and developmental regulator AUTS2. The record is from RefSeq and is a predicted model, not a curated record. Lineage: Eukaryota; Metazoa; Chordata; Amphibia; Anura; Pelobatidae. The transcript has 20 exons. Bases 68 to 3856 code for a protein of 1262 amino acids.
GUGGGCGCCGCUGCCUUUACUGCUGCUGCUGCUGCUGCUUGCUGCUGCUGCUGGUGGUGUGGGUGCAAUGGAUGGCCCAAGGUGCAAUGGGUUUCGCAAGAAGAGGAGAUCGAAAUCCCAAAGGGAUAGAGAGAUGAGGUCCAAAGGAGGAUUAGGGGUUUCCAGAACCGGUUCUUUGCUUUCCUCUUCUGGAUCUGAGAAGGAAGACAAUGGGAACCCGACAGUCUCCUUGUCCAGACCAAAGCCCCCCAGGAGAAAGAGGAAAGAGUCCUCUUCGGCUGAAGAAGACAUCAUUGAUGGAUUUUCAAUGACCAGCUUUGUGACUUUUGAGGCAUUGGAGAAGGAAGGGAUCUUGAUAUCAGAAGAUAACACUGUUAGUCACCAGUCGUCACCUCUUACCAAAAAGAAAAGAGAUAUACUCACUAAUGGACUUUCUUACACAUCACGAAAGAACAACAAAUGCAGCCACAACUAUGAUUCAGACAGAGAAAAUGACCGAAAUCUUUGCCAACAAUUUGGAAAGAAGAGGUUCCAGAAAAAACACAAGCAGCUCAAACCAGGACAGAACAACUGCCGAAACAGUGAUGGUGAAAACCAUAAUGGAGAAUCAAAACCUUUACAGCAAAAUAUUUCCCAUGAAAGACUGAGUGACAGUUCAGCUCAUUCCAGCUUGGGAACAGGCUACUUUUGUGACAGCGACAGUGACCAAGAAGAAAAGGUUUCGGAUGCCGGUUCAGAGAAACUAUUUAGCACCCUCCCAAAUAAUGAUACAGAACGGGUUGUCAGUUUACUGACCACAAACGACAACAAAGAUGCUUCAGGUUACGUUGUUCCCAAAGUGUCAGGACUAGAAAGAAGUCAAGAGAAGAGCCAAGACUGCAACAACGAGCUGCAGUUUGAACCUGCAGUACCUAAGGAACUUUCCCCACCAUCUGUACCUAUCAUUCAGCCACAGCUGGAACCACAGUUGCUACUCUCUUCUCCUGAACCCAUUUUGGUUUCUUGCACAGAGAGCCCAAUAUUGACACAGCCAGAGCUUCCUCAGCUUCCACGUACUCCUCUUGAGCAAGACCCUCCCAUAUCUUCUCAAACUCAAGUACAGCUGCCACCAAAAGUUCAGCCUCAUUCACAGUCACAGGUUCUACCAAGUCCUCCACCAGUGCAAACACGACCUUCCUCACAGACUUUAACCCAACCUUUGUGCAACUACAACAGCAGCAGUUUAAGUCUGAAUAGCUUAAGCAGCAGCAGAAGCAGCACACCUGCUAAAAGUCAGGCUGCACCAUCCCAUUUGACUCAUCGUUCUUCAGCUUCACCAUACCCAUUGUCUUUACCAAGCCACAGUCCCUUGCAUAGCUUUACACCCACCCUCCAACCGUCUGCCCAUCAGCACCACCCCAAUAUGUUUGCCCCACCUGCUGCUCUACCUCCUCCACCUCCACUGACUUCAGGAGCCCUUCAAGUUCCAGGACAUCCAACAAACAGCUCCUACUCAGAGCAAGAUCUUCUCAGACAGGAACUUAACACACGCUUCUUGGCUUCUCAGAGUGCAGAUCGUGGGGCAUCGCUAGGCCCACCGCCAUACUUGAGAACAGAGUUUCACCAGCACCAGCAUCAGCACCAGCACACACAUCAGCACACCCACCAGCACACCUUUACGCCUUUCCCCCACGCCAUCCCGCCGACUGCCAUUAUGCCAACUCCAGCACCGCCCAUGGUGCGUACCCCAGGCAGAAAUUUUGACAAAUACCCUACAAAAGUUGACCCCUUCUACCGUCACAGUUUGUUUCAUUCCUAUCCUCCAGCCGUGUCUGGCAUUCCUCCUAUGAUCCCUCCGACUGGGCCUUUUGGUUCCCUACAAGGAGCAUUUCAGCCUAAGACUUCAAAUUCUAUUGAUGUUGCAGCUAGACCUGGGACAGUCCCACACACUCUCCUGCAGAAGGACCCCAGGUUGACAGAUCCUUUCAGGCCUAUGUUGAGGAAACCUGGAAAAUGGUGUGCUAUGCAUGUCCAUAUCGCCUGGCAAAUUUACCACCAUCAACAAAAAGUCAAGAAACAGAUGCAGACAGAUCCACACAAACUGGACUUUGGCUUGAAGCCUGAGUUUCUGAGCAGGCCACCCGGCCCUAGCCUCUUUGGAUCCAUUCAUCACCAUCCACAUCCCCACGAUUUGGCACGUCCUUCAACACUUUUCUCUGCUGCUGGUGGAGCACAUCCUGCUGCUGCACCUUUUGGUCCUCCGCCUCAUCACAGCAAUUUCCUUAAUCCUUCUGCACACCUUGAGCCUUUUAACCGACCAUCAACAUUCAGCGGUCUUGGUUCAGUUGGUGGAAAUGCUUUUGGGGGAUUGGGAAACCCUUCAGUCAAAACAACCAGAUCCUUGAACCUCUCCCUCAUUAUGGCUUCCAACUCAAUGUUUAGCCACAAAGAUGGGCCGAACAUGCAGAACUUCAGCAAUCCUCACGAGCCAUGGAAUCGACUUCAUCGAACACCGCCUUCAUUCCCCACCCCUCCUCCAUGGCUGAAACCUGGUGAUCCUGAACGCAGUUCCUCAGCAACAGCUCACGAGCGAGAAUUAGACAAGAGAGAAUCAUCAGCUAAAGAUGAUAAGGAAAGGUGUGUAAGAGAAAGUAUUGAGAAACGGCACUCAAGUCACUCCUCACCAGCAUCUGUAAACCAAGUAAAUUCUUUGGGUCAUAGCCGUAGUAUAUCUGAGCAAAACAGAAGUCACUUAAAUAAUGAAGUACGGGAAAAGGAAAAGCCAAAAGAACGUGAGAGGGAUCAUUCAGAUUCAUGGAAAGAGGCAAAUGUGGAAGAGCUUAAAACAAAAGACAAUCAUAUUUCAGAAAAAGAAAAUCUUGUUCAUGAAAGCCGUGCUGUUGAGGAAGCUAAACAGUUAUCACGGGUGCCUUCACCCUAUGUUAGACCUCCUGUAAUGGAAAGCACUAGGCCUAGCAGUACCUCUAAUAGAGACAUUGACAGAAAGAGUGAAACAUUUGAUACCCAAAAGAAAAGCAAUGAUGUGAAAGUAAAAGAAGAACGAAAAGAAGAUCAUGAUGUAAUUGUGGCCGAAACACCUCCAAUCCACAGGUCUUCUGAACAGCCUCCACCAAUAUCUACAGCAAACGUCCAUCCAGGUCACUUAGCAUCAAUGCCCAUGGCAGUAGGUGUAACUGGGAUGCAUCCAAUGAACAGCAUUGGUGGGCUAGACAGGACUCGCAUGAUGACACCUUUUAUGGGAAUAAGCCCCAUCCCAGGUGGUGAACGUUUCCCUUACCCUUCAUUUCACUGGGACCCAAUGCGGGAUCCUCUAAGAGACCCUUAUCGAGGAUUAGACAUUCAUAGAAGGGAUCCACUUACAAGAGAUUUCUUGUUACGCAAUGAUCCACUUCACCGUCUUGCUGCUCCAAGAUUAUAUGAACCUGACAGAUCUUUUAGGGACAGAGAGCCUCAUGAUUACAACCAUCACCAUCAUCAUCUUUCAGUUGACCCACGUAGGGAGCAUGAAAGAGCUAGUCAGUUGGAAGAGAGAGAAAGACUGCACAUGCUUCGGGAGGACUAUGAGCAUGCCCGCCUACAUGCAGUUCAUCAAGGUGCUUUGGAUGGUCACCUGCCUCAUCCAAGUUUAAUUACUCCUGGACUUCCCAGCAUGCACUAUCCCAGGGUCAGUCCUACUGCAGCACAUCAAAACGGACUCCUUAACAAGACUCCGCCAACUGCUGCACUAAGUGCCCCCCCUCCACUUAUUUCUACAUUGGGAGGGCGAUCAGGUUCACCCAGAAGGACUACCCCAUUGUCCACAGAGAUAAGAGACAGACCUCCUUCCCACACGCUGAAAGAUAUUGAAGCACGAUAAUUUUAAAAAAUUAAGAACUUGUGUAUAACAGGACACAAAGUCUGAUUUAAAUACAAAUCAGCACAAGACUUAACAUAUAAUCUUUGUACAAAUGUAAAGUCUCUUAAGAGCAAUGAUUUUCACUUUUUGUAUAAUAUAUGUUACAGAUUUCCAGAUCUUUUAGCCAAUUCAAAUGUUUGUGUCUGAAAUCGUUUUAUUUUACUAAUGUAAAGCAUUUGGUUGGAACAAGAAGAAAUAAUUCACCAUAACUGUUUGGACUGAAUCGGACCUAUGAUGUCAGAAGGCGAUGUAAAUAUGUAUGUGUACAAAAAAUACAUUUGCUUCAUUGAGUAAUGGUUCAUAUAUGCAAAAGGGUAGGAUGAAAGCUUUACUGUGUACAAAUGUAAAUAGAUACAAUGAAAUUACAUAAUACAAUAAUUCUUCUUCAACUGUGCAGUUUGAAAACUUACUAUUUAAGAACACAGUCUGCUUAUGCUGUGUUUUGUAUAUUCUUAGACAACUAAACCCCUCAACUAUGCAAUUAACAUGGAGGCUUUCCACUAAAGCCUUUAUGACACUAAGGAGCUUUUCCAACACUUACACAAUUAUUAAAGUCAUAUUUUCCCUAUGAGAAUCAAGAAUGUUACGACACAUUUUUCUUUCUAUUUUAUUUUAUCUUCUCUCAUUAAGUUUGGGUUCAGUCCCCAUAUUUAAGAAUUUAACUAAAAGGUUGUUGUAACUCUUAUCAUUCUACCUUUAUAGGUAACUCCCAAACUGAGCUGUACCUUCUAAAUAUACAUCCUCCAAUAUACUAUCAGCUGACUGGACAUAUGCAAUAUGGAUGACGGACCAGGUUUGGGAUGAUUUCUAUAACAAUGUGACAAAUGGGUUUGUCAUGUGGCAUCUCCCUAACUUGGCCAGUUCAUGAAAACACUGUAGUCAUCUAGCAGAACAGUUAAUCAAUCAGGUUAACUACACUUCAUAUCAAGAUCUAUCGUUUCCUAGUUAUACUUUUUUAUUUGAUUUUUUUUAGUCUGUGUUGCGCUCAUUUCCAGAGUUCAUUGAUUUGGCUUGGUAAGUGUUUGCAUUUUUUUGAUCAGAGAGGAUAUGACUUUAUCAGAAAAAAAAUACUACCAUACACAUUUGGUUUACUGGGUUGUAAAAUACAUGUAUUUAAUAAAAAUUGUUCCUUGGUCUUCUAGUGUAUUAAAGUGAUAUCUUAAGUUGUUACCCUGUUUUGGCAAAAAGAGAAAAAAAACAAUGACUAAAACACCCCAACAAUUGUUUCUAAUAAGCAGAGAUCUAUUUUAGUAGUCAACUGAAGGUUUAGUUGUGAGCUUCAGAUUUUGUGAACUCCAGAUGUUGUGCAGUGUUUUUUUAAGGAACAAACUCUCCCAAAAGAAUAUGUACACUGGAAAAGUAGUGGUAGCUUUCAGUAUUGUAAAGAGAUUGUUAUAUACAAACCUUUUUGCUGUUUAUCCUGUAUGUAAAAAAAAAUCCUUUCUAGAUCAUAUGUAAAGAGGAAAAAAGGAAAUUCAAAAGGAAAAAAAAUCUUAAAAGUGAAGCGACUCAAUCUUCAGCAUGUUCCUCAUCAGCGAAGACUUGUGUUAUGUAAAUUGUGCCAUGUUAUUAAAAAAUGUGAACUAAA